Hippocampus zosterae (dwarf seahorse) is the source of this 6983-nucleotide messenger RNA. It is a transcript of the gene lipeb, whose product is annotated as lipase, hormone-sensitive b. The record is from RefSeq and is a predicted model, not a curated record. Gene Ontology annotation, cellular component: cytosol. Gene Ontology annotation, biological process: triglyceride catabolic process; cholesterol metabolic process. Bases 166 to 2736 code for a protein of 856 amino acids. Gene Ontology annotation, molecular function: sterol ester esterase activity; triacylglycerol lipase activity. The transcript has 14 exons. Lineage: Eukaryota; Metazoa; Chordata; Actinopteri; Syngnathiformes; Syngnathidae.
AUCAAUGGACCUAUCACGAUUGGCUGCCGUGCCGAGACGCCGUCUCCCAUUGGCUAUAGCAAAGCAUGCAUAGGUGGAGCUUCGGCGCCCCGCGAGGCAGGUAGGGAGAGGUCUUGCCCGCUUGCUUGCUGGCGGCGGCGGCGAGUCAACAAGGAGCGUGAGAACAUGGCGUCGAGCAAGAAGAGUGCUGGGAGCGGCAGGUUCGACAAAGGUGUCAACGGGAGACGUUCGUCUAAACAGAAAGAGGCUCCAGUGGUGAUGGACACCAAGGCGGUUUUUGUGGCCCUGUACAACGUGUGCGAGGAGAAUGCCACCUACUUCUCGGGGGGGGCCAAAGGGCCGCAGAACGACACGGCCCGGUUGCUGGUGGACACGAUGAAGCUGAUCCAGGAACACGCCCGCAGCCUGGAACCCGUCAUCUCGGGCUUUGCCGCGGUCUACCACCAUUUUGACUUCGACCCGCACAUACCGGCCAACGGCUAUCGCUCUCUCGUCAAGGUGGUGCGUUGCUGCCUCCUUCACAUCAUCCACAAGGGCCGCUACAUCACCGCCAACCGCCGCAGCAUCUUCUUCCGUAUGGCCCACAACGCCGGCGAGAUGGAGGCCUACUGCAACGCCCUGUGCCAGCUGCGGGCGCUGCUCUACCUGGCCCAGCGCAUGUUGCACGACAACGGCCACGGGAACCUUUUCUUCCACGACGAGAGCGGCCUCAGCGAGAUCUUCGUGCGGGAAUACAGCUCCAUGCACAAGGGCUGCUUCUACGGCCGCUGCUUGGGCUUUCAGUUCUGCCCCGGUAUCCGGCCGUCCCUGCAGACCAUCGCCAUCGGCCUUGUGGCCUUUGGAGAAAACUACAGGCCCCAUCAGUCUGGAAUAGUGGAGGCAGGAGGUAUUGCGCCAUAUGGUGUAGCAGCUAGCUCCUUCUUUACGUCGGGCAAGUACGCCAUCGACCCCGAGUUGAGAGGGGCCGAAUUUGAGCGCAUCACUCAGAACCUCGACGUCCAUUUCUGGAAGACAUUCUGGAACGUCACAGAGACCGAAGUGCUCUCGAGUCUGGCCAGUAUGACAUCAGUCCCGGUCAAGGUGAACCGAAUGCUCUCCGUGCCUCCCGUGCCCUUCGACCUCCCGCUGGCAGCCAAUCACCAAGCCUCGGUGACCAUACCGCCGCCGUCGGCUCACAUCGGCACCGCUCCGGUUCAGAUGAGACUCAUCUCGUACGACCUACGGGAAGGACAGGACAGCGAGACCCUGCUGUCGCUCACCCGCUCCGAUGCGGGUGCCAAAUCACUCUCGUUGGGGCUGAAGACCAAGCGGCUGCCCUCAUCCCCUUGCCUGCUCAUCCACUUCCAUGGCGGAGGCUUUGUGGCUCAGACCUCCAAAUCCCACGAGCCCUAUCUGAAGAGCUGGUCCCAGGACCUGGGCGUCCCCAUUCUGUCAGUGGACUACUCGCUGGCCCCCGAGGCCCCUUUUCCACGGGCCCUGGAGGAGUGCUUCUAUGCGUACUGCUGGGCUUUGAGGAACCACCACCUGCUAGGCUGGACCGGGGAGAAAGUCUGCCUGGCAGGCGACAGCGCCGGGGGCAACCUGUGCGUGACCACGUCCAUGCGCGCCGCCGCCUACGGCGUACGCAUGCCGGACGGCCUCUUGGCCAUCUACCCGGCCACUCUUCUCACUGCCUACGCCUCGCCGUCCCGUCUGCUCACCCUCAUCGACCCCAUGCUGCCGCUCAGCGUGCUCUCCAGAUGCCUCAACGCCUACUCAGGCAAUGAGCCGCAGACGGAGAAGCAGGUGGAGAAGGUGAGCACACUCGGCAUGGUGAGGAGGGACACUGCGCUGAUGCUCCGAGACUUCCGGCAGGGCGCGUCCAACUGGAUCCAUUCUCUGCUGGACUCCAACAGAGCCGCCAACCCGCCCAGAACGCAACCGGAAGCCACGGACGCGGUGAGGACGAGCGUGUCCGAGGCGUCCAUCUCUUCUCCUCACGUGGACCCGCCGAGGCCUUCGGAGCCCACGGAAUUUCUCGCCGGCAAGUUACCUGUGAAGAGCCAGACGUGCCAGGACCUCGGAGCUGAUAAUUCCACCUCUCACUAUGCGCCGCUUGCGUCUGAGCGCGCUCCCGAAGAAGUCCACUUCUCCAUCUCCACCGACACUCCUUCGUCUGUGCACUCCGACCUGUCUUUGUUGGCCAUACCGCCCCCUGGUGGCGAGGAGGGCUCGGAGUUCCCGCAGGGCUUUGAGCCGCUGCGCUCGGAGCAGCUGUCCGAGAUGAAGCUGCACAGUUCGCCGGUGGUCAAGGACCCCUUCUGUUCGCCCCUUUUGGCCCCCGACAGCAUGCUGAAGGCUCUGCCGCCCGUGCACAUUGUGGCGUGCGCUCUGGACCCCAUGCUGGACGACUCGGUGAUGUUCGCCAAGCGCCUACGGGCCGUCGGCAAGCCCGUCACCCUCUGCAUAGUGGACGACCUCCCCCACGGCUUCCUCAGCCUGUCGCAGCUUUCCCGGGAGACCAGGGAGGCGGCCAACGUGUGCGCCGAGCGGAUCCGUGCCGUCUUCACGGAGGAGGAGACGCCGCUGCCGCCUGAGCCGCGAAAGCACCGCAAACUAGAACGGACCGACAGGGGCAGCGCCGCCGCCGCCCUGCUUGUCCGGGGUGAGCUGGAUGAGGGGCUCGGGACUAAAAUGGCUGAAACAGACGGCUUUGUUACUAUCACCCAAAAUGGCGUCGAGGGCGUCGGCGCUUAGGAGAGACACGAUUAGGCAAGGUGAUGCUGAGACCACAAAGAGGAAGUAACCCUCCCUCUGCUUUGAAAACCGGACGGCGGUCCUGUAUGAAUGCCGUCUCGCAUCCAUUAUACGAUGCUUCACGCUUUUUAAGGAAAUAUAAUGUAGCAAACCAAUCUAUUUGACAUAGAUCAGGCACCUGGACUGGAAUGAAAAUCCUCAUUCCAAUCUGAACGGCCCCUGUUGUCCCGUCGGAGACUCUCUCCACAGCAGAAGAAGACGCCAAAAUCAAUACCCUUCUGUUCGACAAGACUUUGGUCUGACCGCAGAAACCGCAAACGGGCGUUCUUCCACCAAUAACGGAAGACUGGUUCCGAAAGCAGAGCAGCAAAUUGGGUGAGUUCACCAGUGGCCAUCUCUAUUACUGUGGAUCCUCGAAAGGGGGGAGUUCAACCCAUCUUCCAAUCAUCUUGAAAUCAAAUUUCACCAGACGUUGGCCUAAUAAACAGAGACAAUCAUGGAAAAGUAUCCAUGAUGAUCGACAUUGUACAGUCGGCUAGGAACCGGGCUUGACUGUAAAUGGUGAAAAGCAGCAAAAAAAAUUCAUACUCUGUCCUUGCGCCCUCAUUUUUUUGUGGAUUUAUUGCAGUCAAAUUAAGAUUAAGAAAACCUUUAUUAGUCUCGCAAUGGAGAAAUUCCAGAUUCACAGCAGCAAAGUUAUGAAAGGAAGAAGUAGAACAACAAAAAAAUAGGAGCUGCUGGAAAGGCAGCCACUCUCGCGGCGCCAUUUUGAAGUCAAAAUAACAAAAAUAACACAAGACAACACAUAGGACGGAGACAGUCGUGCAAUCUUCACCACUUUUCUGCAUACACUUUGUUGUCUGAAGCAGUUAUAGAUGAAAGAGGAGAGGAUCAAAGUGUCCUUUCACCAGUGGAUCAGAGACAUCAUGCUGAAAAAUGUGCACACGUCUGCUACAAGCAAAGUUUUGAAAGCAAACACGAAGCUGUAGCGUCCAUUGACGAAAAGAGAUGAGUUCACUUCUCCUGUCCCACAUAAUCCGCUUCAAACUCCAAGCCGCGACUCCCAGCUCCAAAUCCGCAUCGGCAUUCCGCGCCAACGCUCCUUUCUUCUCAUCGUCGGCUCCUCAAGACCUCCAUCCAUCCAGCCGCAGACCGUUCAACAGCACCGAUCUCUCCGCUGAACAAAGCGGGGCUGUGAAAAAUGCUGCCCAUUACAGGCGCAAGACACAAGCGCCCCGGGACUGUCCAACAACGACAGUCAAAUGGCGCCGACAUUCCUCCAGUCAAAAACAGUGCUGGUAUACCCAUGCUGCCGAGAAGGCGCAACCCCCAAGCACAGAGUCUCCUCUUUGAUGAAUGUCGUGGCCAAAAAAUGCUGAAAAAGGUCCACAUCAAGUCCACACGACGUAACAACAAACACAAAGUGACAAAAGAAACACAAGAACAACAAAAAAAGCAAGGCUCAUGAGAGCACUUGCUGACGGCUGCCUACUCGGGCGCCAUCAUGACUUCCUAAAUGGUGCUUAGAAUGAUGCUGUUUCUUCAGUGCUGCUGCGCCACAGACCGCGUUCGUACUUGCCCUGCAGGUUUCAAAUGCGGUACAGAUGCAAAUACACUAGUUAGCAAGCAACAAUUCACAGCCCUCCUGACACUCCCAGCACACGCAUACUCCUCUAUAUUGACGGCAGCAAAUGAGUUUUGGUUAGAUGUGAACCUUCCUCAUCUAACUAAAAAGUUUGACUUUUUAGUUUAAAAUGGCUUCCCGUGACUAUAAUCCCACGUUGCCAAGUGGCCAAAGGUAGAAUCGCGGUCGGAUUUCGCCUUUGUAAAGAGUAAAUCCUUGUAGUGCAUGCUCCGAGCUAGCCGCAGUUGCCAUGACUAGUACUUUGUCUUUUAGUUGUUCCUCUGCUUCUAUUUCUUCUAUUUUUUGGGGGGGCAGUUGGCAAAUACGUUUGGUGCUUCUUUAGCAUAUAAAGAAGAAGGGCACCUGUUGCAAUGCAUGAGAGCUAAUCUACUUUUUCUUCUUCCAUUUCUUUUUCUCUUGGCAGUUGGCAAAUAUUUUGGGUGCAUUACCGUCAGUGUCAAGAAGGUGGCGGUAAUUCACUCAAAAGUCAACACAGUUUGCAAAUAAGGAUUUUGGGUGCCCGUCCAACUUCCAAGUAUUAUUUUCAAAAGAUGCUAAUCACAUCUGAAAUAUAAAUCACAGGACCAGCCAAACUAUUAAAAAAAGUGUGACCUAUAGCCUGAAAAAUAUGAUAAUAAACCAUGAUCAUAAAUGUAUUCGUACAAGGCCUUUACACUUAGUUACACUUAAUCUGUUUAUCUCAGGCGUGGGCACAGGACCAAAUUUUAAAUCACUCCAUUGCCCUCUGUAUUAGCGGACGUUGCGCUUCAAUGUCACUUCCGAAAGUGAUUUCAGCUAAAUUAGCACCGCUCUUAUGUUGAUGAAUUAUUCCGUGAAAUCUUAGUCCAGCAACGCAGUAUUUGCUCCAGAGUUCCGUGUUUUGGUUGGGGCUGGCACAUACAAUGUAUUGUUGCUUUAAGAAUGUUCGGCUUUAGUUCCCCUUUGAGGAGCAUUUAGUAUUUUCACCCGAUGUGCAAAUAUCCUCCCCUCCGAGGGGGAUUUUCAGCAGCAAAAUCGGACAGAUGGAUUAGCGCCACAUUUUGCUGUCAGAUGGUUGAGGAAAAUCAACGUGGUUGAAUAGGAAGACGGACGGCCGAGCUCAUCCUCUACGCCGCGUCUGGCUCGACUUUGCUCUGUGCACUUUUGCUGUAGUUUGUAUGCGUGUGUGUCAAUGUUUUUAUUUUGUUGGGGGUGGGGUUUGUUUAUUCGUCUUCGCCUGAUGCCUGGAACGCAGCAUCCAUUUCAAGCGAUCACGAGGUUGAACUCGCACUUUAAUCAUCUGCUGCUCAAACCACCGUGUGGAGGUUCCAAACGUUUUUAAGCCAGCCGCUCUUACGCAGAGAUCCAGAGAGAGCUGGCCCUGUAAACCCGGAAUUUAGCCACAGUCAAAUAAAUGAUUAGGUGGCGCCAACGCCGCAGCCUUUUAUGAUCUAUGAAUCAAUUGAUUUGUUAUGUCUUUCAACAGACCAGAGUAGGAGAAGUGAAUGUCGACUUUUAAAUUUCACACGGAACCCAAUAAAGGCGGGGUAUUGGCGCAAUUGUGCUUUCACAAGGGGACGUGAUCGCGAUCAGAUCAUGAAGCCAGACGAAACAAUUGCUUUCAACACAACGGAGCGGGAGAAGUCUGCGCGUGUCUGGUUAGCCAAUUAGGAAAUUGCUGCGUUGUCAGUUGUUACAGAAUUUGCAACGGCAUCAUUUGAACAGUCAUAGGAUGCAGUUGAUUAUCCUCCAUUCGAGUUUUGUCAUUGAACACUCCUUUUUACACACUUAAGUUUUUUUUUUUUUUUAAUGGAUUCAUUCCUGUAGAAAUAUGCUGGAACAUUACGAUGAUGUCAAUGUUAUGCUGCUGCUCCACAGACGGGCUCAAACAGUCGUCAUGUUUCAGCCUUCACGGCGACAUGCUGGCUCACUCACUUUGUACUUUUUUUUUUUUUUGUGCAAAACUUGCAGUUGACCAACUUUGAUUAGGGAUCAGCAAACUUGAGUCCAAGUUUGAGACGGGCACAUUUCAAAAAGAUUUAUCGAAGUGACCCAAGCUAUCUUGACCUUCUUGGCACACACGUCCUUGAAAAAUAAUUGGAGUUGGAGUUUUUGACUGGAAAAGGGCCGCUUUGCCAGUUUGAUUCCCGGACGUUUCUUCAGCCAGCAUGUUGUAAGGAUUUCAAAUCCGCAGGAUUCAUGAGUUGGAAGUAAUGGCACAGCUUUGCCCCAAACUUAUUCAGAUCACGGCCAUUCUUGCUUGGUUGCAGGAUUACAAGACAGCUCAUAUUUUGUAUUGGUAGGUCUUUUGCUUAAAAUACCAAACCAAAGAUGGCAGGUGACGACGCUGAGACCGUUUGUACUGUUCAUCUGUUCUCCAGCCAAUGUAGCUGCUAGUUGACUUGUAAUUGCACCAUGCUGUCAAAAUGCUAAUCAGAUGCAGUUAAACAAGCCAUGGACUGGAAACCUUCAUCCUUUAGGAAAACAUAAAGGAAAGAAGUCGAAUGUAUUUUUGUCCUUGUAAUGAUCCGUGUGGAUAUUUUUAUCGAAAGAGCUGUUUGUCAAAUGUGAUUCUUUGGCAGGGAUGAUCCACAAAUGGAGCGUUUGUUGAUUUCUAUCCCAAAUAAAUCUAUCCAACCAUGAA